AUGUUUUAUGCAUGUCAUUCUACUACUAUUGGAAAGAAUAUGAAUAUGUGGUAUGUUGACAGUGCAUGUAGUAAUCAUAUGAGCUCUCAGAAGUCUUUGCUUGUGAACAUUGAUAAGAAUGUGAAAUGUAGAGUCAAAAUGGGUACUGGUGAUUUGGUACAGUCAACUGGCAAAGGCACUUUGGUCAUAGAAAUGCAGGGUGUGACUAGAUACAUUAAGGAAGUUAUGAUUGUCCCUGGUUUGGAUGAGAACCUGUUAAGUGUAGGUCAAAUGGUAGAACAUGGAUAUUGGCUUGUCUUUGGUGAUAAUGUGGUUGAUAUUUAUAGGGAUAGGCAGAUGCAGGAUUUGAUUGCAAGUGUACCAAUGAAGGGAAAUAGAUGUUUUCCUUUAAGCCUAGAAUAUGUCAAACCUUCUAUGGCUAAUAAAGUAACAGUUGAGGAGUCAUCUUGGCUGUGGCAUAAAAGGUAUGGACAUCUAAACUAUACUAGUUUGAUGCUCCUACAAGACAAAGAAAUGGUGCAAGGUCUGCCUAGAUUACAAGUCACAAAGCAUGUGUGCUCUGGUUGUGCUACAAGAAAAGGUCACAGAGAACCUUUGGACAAGGAGAAAGUUUGGAGAGCAUCAUAG
Molecule: messenger RNA, 627 nt
Organism: Prunus armeniaca (apricot)
Lineage: Eukaryota; Viridiplantae; Streptophyta; Magnoliopsida; Rosales; Rosaceae
Source: the annotation of a GenBank genome assembly